This is a messenger RNA of Lodderomyces beijingensis, 525 nucleotides long. Lineage: Eukaryota; Fungi; Ascomycota; Pichiomycetes; Serinales; Debaryomycetaceae. The record is from the annotation of a GenBank genome assembly.
AUGCAGCACUCAAACUCAGGAGGAGGAUUCUUUUCCAAAAUCAAGGAAAACUACAGCACGAAAUUUGCAAACUUAUCGCUAGCAGGAGGAUAUCAAGAACAAGACGGGUCCACGGAAGACGACACACUCGUGCAUCGGGCAUUUGUCAAGUACUACGAGUCCAAGGGCUUGCCGUACCCGGAAUGGCUAGGCGUCAAGACGUUUGACCACCAAAGUCAACAAGCACAAUACGGAAGAACAACGCAGAGAAAUGGUGCUAGCAGUGGUCGAACUAGCUCGUAUACUACUAGUCAGAGCUAUGGCGAUUCGCAGUUUCAGCCUGUUAAGCAGGACAAUUUGUUCAAUAAUAGCUAUUCGCAGAGGACGUACAAUCAACAGCAACAACAACAACAGCAGCAGCAGCAGCAGCAGCAGACGGCGAGACCCGGCGCACCUGCUCGAAGCUCGAGCAGAUUACAGGACAUGUACAAUAAGUCUAGACAACAACCACUGCCUGGCUACUCAAGCGCAAGGUACUCGCGGUGA